CACCGAUGGACCCUCGAGUGCUCGAUGCAAUGCUGCCCUACUUGACAGAGCAAUAUGGCAAUCCCCAUAGCAGGACCCACUCUUAUGGAUGGGAGGCAGAGGCUGCCGUUGACGCUGCUCGCAAGCAUGUGGCUGACCUCAUUGGUGCUGAUGAGAAAGAUAUUGUUUUCACUUCUGGCGCCACCGAGUCAAAUAAUAUGAUCAUCAAAGGCGUUGCACGCUUUAACAAGGAACGGCGGAGACAUAUUGUCACCACACAAACUGAACACAAAUGCGUGCUUGACUCAUGCCGAAACCUAUCCGAAGAGGGUUUCGAUAUUACAUAUCUCCCCGUUCAAUCGAAUGGCGUUAUUGAUCUGGCACACCUCGAGGCGGCCAUUCAACCUGGCAACACUAGCUUGGUCUCCGUUAUGGCGGUGAACAACGAAACAGGCGUUAUUCAACCCAUAAAGGAGAUAGGAGAACUCAUUAAAAAAUACAAGGGGGUAUAUUUCCACACGGAUGCUGCGCAAGCCACUGGGAAAAUACCACUCGAUGUGAACGAGAUGAACAUCGACUUGCUGAGUAUUUCGGGGCAUAAAAUUUAUGGGCCUAAGGGUAUUGGUGCCGCUUACGUGAGAAGGAAACCUCGAGUGAGAUUAGAACCGAUAAUCAGUGGCGGUGGCCAAGAGAGAGGGCUGAGGAGCGGGACCCUUCCUCCCCCGUUGGUUGUGGGUCUUGGGGAGGCCUGUCGAAUUGCGACUCGCGAGAUAGUUUUCGAUCAUGCGUAUGUAAGCAAGCUCUCCCAGCGCCUCAUCAAUGGGAUUAUGUCGAAAGUGGAGCAUGUUGUACGGAAUGGUGACCCGAAUGGGUAUCCGGGUUGUGUUAACCUCAGUUUCGCAUAUGUCGAGGGCGAAAGUCUUCUAAUGGCUCUCAAGAAAAUCGCUUUAUCCUCGGGCAGCGCGUGCACCUCAGCUUCCCUUGAACCGUCAUACGUCCUACGAGCACUCGGGGCUGCAGAGGAUAUGGCACACUCCUCUCUCCGCUUUGGUAUAGGUCGUUUUACAACCGAGGCGGAGAUCGAUUAUGUAGUGGCUGAGAUUGUAGAAGUUGUCAAUCGAUUGCGUGACAUGAGCCCACUUUGGGAGAUGGUCCAGGAAGGAAUCGAUCUAAAAUCCAUUGAUUGGUCCCAAUCUCAGCAUUAAGAAUGGGCCAGUCCGUUUGUUUUGAGGAUCCCCUGAUAUGAGACCAAACUACAUACAUUGGAAAUGUCAUUUUCGCUGCUUGUGGAUUCCUUCCAUGCAUGCUCCGGGCAGUUGUUUUGGAGGUGAAUUCAAGGAUGCCUGUUCGGAGUUUCAAA
Molecule: messenger RNA, 1339 nt
Organism: Cantharellus anzutake
Lineage: Eukaryota; Fungi; Basidiomycota; Agaricomycetes; Cantharellales; Hydnaceae
Product: cysteine desulfurase
Exons: 5
Coding region: 6-1184 (392 amino acids)
Biological process (GO): iron-sulfur cluster assembly
Cellular component (GO): cytosol; mitochondrion; nucleus
Molecular function (GO): cysteine desulfurase activity
Source: RefSeq, a predicted model, not a curated record